Syngnathus typhle (broad-nosed pipefish) is the source of this 2455-nucleotide messenger RNA. It is a transcript of the gene rpa1, whose product is annotated as replication protein A1. The coding region runs from base 138 to 1973 and encodes 611 amino acids. Lineage: Eukaryota; Metazoa; Chordata; Actinopteri; Syngnathiformes; Syngnathidae. Gene Ontology annotation, cellular component: nucleus. Gene Ontology annotation, molecular function: DNA binding. The record is from RefSeq and is a predicted model, not a curated record. The transcript is spliced from 17 exons. Gene Ontology annotation, biological process: DNA replication; DNA recombination; DNA repair.
CGCUGCCUGGCGGGACAGACGAAGCUUUGGCGCCAUUGGUGAUUAUUCACUGCCUGGAAGCAAGAACACUAGCCCGUAGUGUAACUCUUUCUUGAAAAUAUAAUUAUCCUAAACAACACAACCGAAUCUUCGCAGAAAUGAUCAAAUUGACAGAAGGAGCGAUAGAGGCCUUGGCCAGUGGAAAUGGUGGAAACGACGCAGUGCUUCAGUUGGUGAGCAUCCGUAAGAUUGAGGGUGGAAACGGCCCACCUCGCUUUCGCGUGAUGAUGAGCGAUGGCCGACACACCAUGUCCUCGUUCAUGCUUUGCACGCAACUCAACCGCAUGGCCCAAGACAACCAGCUGGCCCCCAACUGCAUUGUCCUUCUCAAGAGACACGUGACCAAUAUUCUCAAGGAUGACCGCCGUGUGGUAAUCAUAUUGGAGCUCGAGAUCCUCAGGUCCGCGGCAGAUGUCAACUGCAAAAUCGGCAACCCGAUGCCCUACAGCGACGGACACAUGAAAGCCCCCCAGCAGGCCCCGACCCCGGCUGCCCCCGUCAGCCGUCCUCCACUUCAGGCUCAAAUUGGAAAUGACCCGCCCUCCUCCGCCUCCUCCCUCCCUCCAGUGAACCGAGCGGGUGGCAAAGAUUUCGGGAAGAAGCCCGUCGCGUCCGGCACGCCGGGCGGCCCCGGGAAACCCGUGCCCAUCGCCAGCCUCAACCCAUACCUGUCCAAAUGGACCAUCCGCGUCCGCGUCACCAACAAGAGCAGCAUCCGCACGUGGAGCAACUCGCGCGGCGACGGCAAACUCUUCUCCAUGGAGAUCGUGGACGAGACCGGAGAGAUAAGGGUGACCGGCUUCAACCAAGAAGUCGACAAGUUCUUUGACCUCAUCGAGGUUGGCAAGGUCUACUACAUGUCCAAAGGCUCUCUGAAGGUGGCCAACAAGCAGUACACCUCGGUGAAGAACGAUUACGAGAUCACGUUGAACGGCGACACCUCCAUCAUCCCGUGCGAGGAUGACUGCGACGUCCCCGUCAUACAGUGCGACUUCGUCUCCAUCGGCGAUCUGGAGAAGAAGGAGAAGGAUUCCGUUGUGGACGUGAUCGGCGUGUGCAAGAGCGUGGACGAGGUGACCCGUCUCACCACAAAGACCAACCGGGAAGUGUCCAAGCGGACGCUCAACCUGAUGGACACCUCGGGCAAGAUGGUGAACGUCACCUUGUGGGGCGAAGAGGCGGAGAAGUUUGACGGCAGCUCUCAGCCCGUGGUGGCCAUCAAGAGCGCCAAGCUGUCCGACUUUGGCGGCGUCUCGCUUUCCGUGUCCUUCAGCAGCAGCAUGAUGAUCAACCCGGACAUCCCCGAGGCCUACAAGCUUCGAGGCUGGUUUGACAAGGAAGGCCAUAGCAUGGAAGGACAGUCUCUGACCGAGUCCAGAGGCAGUGGCGGCAUGGCAAACUCCAACUGGAAGACCUUGUCUGACGUGAAGUCGGAGCACCUGGGACAUGGAGAGAAGGCCGACUAUUUCACCUGCGUCGGCACCAUCGUGUACAUGCGCAAAGAGUCGUGCCUCUAUCAGGCGUGCCCGAGCCAAGAGUGCAACAAGAAGGUGUUGGACCAGCAGAACGGCAUGUACCGCUGCGAGAAGUGCGACAAAGAAUUCCCCAACUUCAAGUACCGCCUCAUCCUAGCAGCCAAUAUUGCAGAUUACAGCGACAACCAGUGGGUGACCUGCUUCCAGGAGAGCGCCGAGGCCAUUUUGGGCCAAAACGCAGCAUACCUGGGACAGCUCAAGGACUCUAACGAAGCCGCCUUUGACGAGGUCUUCCAGCAAGUCAACUUCAACACGUUUGUGUUCCGCACCAGAGUCAAGCUGGAAACGUAUAACGACGAGUCCAGGAUCAAGGCGACGGCGAUGGACGUGAAGCCCGUGGACCACAAAGAAUACUGCAAAAGGUUGAUCAUGAACAUCAGGAAAAUGGCCACCAAUUAGAAACCCCUUGAAAAUGUAUCUUGCGCUUAAAGUUGAGCGUGCAGUUCCUUUUUUUUUUUUUAUUAUUAUUUCUAUUCUCGUGAGAAAUCCUGUUGACCCGAAACACAGUGAAUGUCGGGCAUGUCCUGUUCGAACAGUUCUUGUUUUCUAAGCUCAGUCACGCCAGCACGAACAAGACGGUGCCUGUCUUAAGUCUGCCCGGUGUCGCUUGACGGCACCGCGGUCGUGGCCCUCUUCCUUUUACUUUUUUUCCACAAGCUGCAAGAGCCUGUGCUCGCCCUGAUUAGUCUUGUUUAUUCUCCAAGUUCUUUUUUUGACUUGCAAGGACGCUGCGCCGGAGAGCCUCUUGGAUUGAAAAGACCUUAUGUUGUUCCGGCAAGACUUGGCUUUUGACUUGACGUGUUCAUGUAGUUGUGUAAUCACCAUUUUUGUUGUUUGUUUUAUUUGAUGUUAGUUUCUCCAAUUAAAAUACUUUUUCUGUC